AGAGACUAUGCAGGCAAGGAAAGAAAGACUCGCCCCUGUCUUCCUCCUCCCCUCUGGCCUAAGUUUACGCUGACUUCACCCAACAGGCACCUGACCCUCCCAGAUGAGCUGGGAGGGGCUAAAGCACCAUGCACGUCCACAGUGGGGGUGGAGGUGCAGGCAGCAGAUAAUAUUUAAGAUGCUGCGUCUGUAGAGUGUUCAGGGAAAGAAAGGAAAGGUAUAGGGAGCCCAAUUCAUUUGCACUUUUAAACUCAAGCUUUGACAAAGGCUAGGAAAGAGCAAGGGAAGAGAAAGCAAGAGCGUGGUUAGCCCGUCCAGGGAGAAAUUGCACGCUGGUAAUUUGCUCAGCUUUGCAGACCUCAGCUGGGCAUAUCCAGAUCCCCAAAAGGAAGAUCAUUCCUCACCCAGGCCCAAGAAAGAUGCUGAAAAAGACUCUCCCAGGGGUGACCUGGCUCUGCAUUUUCAUCAUGGCCUUUGUCAGCCCCCCAGCGUGGCCACAGAAGCCCCCGAAACGCAAAACACCCGUGCAGCUCCAAGUGGCCACCUGCUGUGAGGAGGCGAAGGAGCUCAAGGCCCAGAUCGCCAAUCUAAGCAGCCUGCUGAGUGAACUGAGCCAGAAGCAGGAGAGGGACUGGGUCAGCGUGGUCAUGCAGGUGAUGGAGCUGGAGAGCAGCACCAAGCGCAUGGAGUCACGGCUCACAGACGCGGAGAGCAAGUACUCGGAAAUGAACAACCAGAUUGACAUUAUGCAGCUGCAGGCGGCCCAGACUGUCACCCAGACCUCGGCAGAUGCCAUCUAUGACUGCUCGUCCCUCUACCAGAAGAACUACCGCAUCUCUGGAGUGUACAAGUUGCCUCCUGAUGAAUUUCUGGGCAGCCCCGAGCUGGAGGUGUUCUGUGACAUGGAGACGUCAGGCGGCGGCUGGACCACCAUUCAGAGACGAAAGAGUGGCCUUGUUUCCUUCUACCGGGACUGGAAGCAGUACAAGCUGGGCUUUGGCAGCAUCCGUGGGGACUUCUGGCUGGGGAAUGAGCACAUCCACCGGCUGUCCAGACGGCCAACCCGGCUACGUGUGGAGAUGGAGGACUGGGAGGGCAGCGUGCGCUACGCAGAGUACAGCCACUUCGUCCUGGGCAACGAACUGAACAGCUACCGCCUCUUCCUGGGGAACUACAGUGGCAAUGUGGGGAACGACGCCCUGGUCUACCACAACAACACGGCCUUCAGCACCAAGGACAAGGACAAUGACAACUGCUUAGACAAGUGUGCACAACUCCGCAAAGGUGGCUACUGGUACAACUGCUGCACAGACUCCAACCUCAACGGAGUGUACUACCGCCUCGGGGAGCACAACAAGCACCUGGAUGGCAUUACCUGGUACGGGUGGCACGGGUCUGGCUACUCCCUCAAACGGGUGGAGAUGAAAAUCCGCCCGGAAGACUUCCAGCCCUAAGAGGAGGCCUGCUGCGGGGCAGGGGUGGGAAAAUGGGGACAAAUGGAGGCUGGGUGAGGGCGGGGGAAGGGCAGGAAGAGGGGAGAGAAAGGUAGGGAUGGAAAGAUGGAAAAUGGCCUACAAUCACCAAUGAGAGGGUCAGGAGCACAAUCAAAUUUAAGUACAAGGGU
Molecule: messenger RNA, 1624 nt
Organism: Odobenus rosmarus divergens (Pacific walrus)
Lineage: Eukaryota; Metazoa; Chordata; Mammalia; Carnivora; Odobenidae
Gene: ANGPTL7
Product: angiopoietin-like 7
Exons: 5
Coding region: 420-1454 (344 amino acids)
Source: RefSeq, a predicted model, not a curated record